AUGGCAAACAACAUAAGAGAGGACACUAAGAAUGAUUAUGGCAUUGAGUUGUCAUAUGGAAAAGCUUGGAGAUGCCGAGAGAAGGCUAUUUCUUAUGUCAGAGGGACACUGGAAGCAUCCUACCAGAAGUUACCAUCAGUUAGUAGAAGAGGGUUUUGUACAUGUCGUCCUGUGUUAUGUAUGGACGGCACUUUUUUAAAGACAAAAUACGGUGGGCAGAUGUUAUGUGCAGUCGCGCUAGAUGCAAAUAACCAUCUAUAUCCAGUUGCAUUUGGUAUUGUGGAUAGUGAGAAUCAUGAUUCUUGGAAGUAUUUCAUGUCAAAGCUAAAGGAAGCGAUUGGGGAAGUCAAGGACCUGGCGUUUGUAUCUGACAGGCAUGCAAGUAUUACACAUGCCUUGGAAACUAUUUUCCCCGAUGCCUAUCAUGGUGCUUGCUACCACCACAUUAGUAUGAAUGUGGUUGCUAAAUUCAAGACUGAUCAUUGUAAUGUGUUGAUGUAUAAUGCAGCAUAUGAUUUUAGGAAAUCCGAGUUCCAUGCUAACUUCGAAAAAAUAAAAUCAAAAGACCCAGCCAUUGCUCAAUACCUAGAAGGCAUGGGUUUUGAUAAGUGGUCCCGUGCUUACUUUCCUGGAAAUAGGUAUAAUAUAAUGACAAGCAAUUACGUUGAAAGUUUCAACAAUAAGACCCGGGACGCUAGGAGCUUUCUGAUAACUACAUUCGUCGAAUUUAUUCGCUUCACACUACAGUCCUGGUUCUGUGAUAGGAGAGAAACUAGCGAGAAGACAACUACAACUCUUGCACCGACCUAUGAGAAAAAUUUGGUGGAUAUGGCUGAGAAAGCUCGAUUCUUGAUUUCUUAUGCAAUAGGGAGGCAUGAGUUCCAUGUGUUAGAUGAAUCUAUAUAUCCUACUGGUAAUGAGGAAGAGUGGAUUGUUCCACAUGACAUUAUGACAAUAAAAGUGAGAACACCUGCGCAGAAAAACCCGAUUGGUCAUCCAAAGAAGAAACAAGGUAGGCCUAAGACGAAACGCCAUCCUUCCAAUGGAGAUAAAUUGGUUGUACAAUGCAAGUGCAACACUUGUGGAGCUCUAGGCCAUAAUAGGGCAACUUGUAAAGUUUGUGUUUGA
Messenger RNA from Humulus lupulus (European hop), 1128 nucleotides. RefSeq lists its product as uncharacterized. The record is from RefSeq and is a predicted model, not a curated record. Bases 1 to 1128 code for a protein of 375 amino acids. The transcript has 4 exons. NCBI's taxonomy places the organism in Eukaryota, Viridiplantae, Streptophyta, Magnoliopsida, Rosales, Cannabaceae.